AUGUUCGUGUGCGUUGGGCACCCUGUGCGUGCCAUUCAAUCCAAUUUAGAUAAAUCAUUAGUUUUGCGACAAAAUUUAGCUGAACUCAUACCUGAACGGCAAGAUAAAGACCGAAGCCUACUUUUGAAAGCGCUUGGAGGGUCACCACACCAUUGA
Messenger RNA from Plasmopara halstedii, 156 nucleotides. RefSeq lists its product as uncharacterized. The transcript has 2 exons. The record is from RefSeq and is a predicted model, not a curated record. NCBI's taxonomy places the organism in Eukaryota, Oomycota, Peronosporomycetes, Peronosporales, Peronosporaceae. The coding region runs from base 1 to 156 and encodes 51 amino acids.